UGUCGCUGUGCGCGUAAAGUCUCCGCCGGCAGGUUUGGUCCGACCGGACCCCAACACAGUCUGAAGUGUCAGAUAGUCUUCUUAACGUGUGAGAAAUUUGGUGUAUGGAAGAGGACGAAAGAGGGGAAAACCGGCAGAGAUAGAGGGCUGCAAAAUUACGCGGAAGAGCAGUUUUUGAGAGAACAACACUCGGGGGGAAUCAGCGGAGGUCUUAAUGAGGGAAUGCCGAAAAGGAGAGCAGACAUACGGCCAGAGCACCAGACAUGAGUCCGAGAUAUCUGUUGUUGCAGGUGGCGGACUGAAGACGAUGCUGGAUGCCAUGGAAGUUCCAAGUCAUGCUAGGGAUCUCCUCCUGCAGCUCAACAGCCAGCGCACCAAGGGCUUCCUCUGUGAUGUUAUUAUUGUGGUGCAGAACGCCCUCUUCAGAGCUCACAAGAACAUUCUUGCUGCCAGCAGCCUCUACUUGAAGUCACUGGUGGUCCAUGACAAUCUCAUCAACCUCGACCACGAGAUGGUGAGUCCAGGGGUCUUCAGGGUCAUUCUGGACUACAUCUACACAGGCCGCCUUAGUGAUGGAGACCCCACUUCUCCCAGUGAACCCAAUCUAGGGGCUGUUUUGGCAGCAGCCAGUUACCUACAGCUGCUUGACUUAGUGGCUUUGUGCAAAAAGAAGCUGAAAAGAAAUGGCAAGUACCCUCCCCGCCCAGGUCCUGCAUUUCUGCCCUAUGCAAAGAUGGGGCCCAAUAGUAUGGGUGGCAGGUAUAGGGUUUCUACUCCUGUCAUCCAGUCCUGCCCUCCAGGAGGAAUUAUGAAUAGCCAUACACCCCGGGGAGCACCACUAGAGGAGCUAGUUCCCCAUCGACUAGCCAUCCAUGCUGGGGAGCUGUAUGCUCCCACCUCCACCCAGGGCUCUCAGGUGUUCCCGUCCGUGCACCCAGCUCUGCCUGCCCAGCUAGGCCUGCACUCAGCCCUUCCUGAGAGAAACUGCUCCCCCAACUAUGGCCUUGAUCUCUCCAAGAAAAGCCCCAACUCCCAGUCUCAGCACACACCCUCUCAAUCCCAUCUGGCAAACACUCACAAUAAUGAGGAGCGAGACGGGACGUUGAGCGGCCGUACCAGUCCCAUGCAGGGGACGAAUGGGAGGGCCUUCCCCUCAGAAAAGGAGUCAACAGACCACGUAGGCUCCCUCACUCCUCCACCUUUUCCCCAUCUCAACCAGCCACUUGGCCCCCACCUCCCCCACCUGCAUCGCUCAGGCUCCCAGGGCACAGACCGCUAUCCAUGCCCCCCCAGCCCCGACACCCCCACAGAAGGCGGGGAGGGUGGCAGAGAGAUGGGCAACAUCUACCGCUGGGUGAAACAUGAGCCACUGUCAUACACAGCUGAAGAUGAAGAUGAAGAUGAGGAUGAAGAGGAAGGGGGUGAAAAUGGAGACCAGCAUCACAACCACCACAAGACCGGGGAGGAGAGUGAGGGAGCUGACGACAAGAGCGGGUCAGGCACAGAGGAGACAGGCAGUAGUGAAGGCCGCCCGUCCCCUACCGGACCAAUGGGGAGGUUCCACAUGCCGUAUGAACCAGAGAGCUUUGGGGACAAUCUGUAUGUCUGCAUUCCCUGUGACAAAGGCUUCCCAAGCUCUGAGCAGCUCAAUGCACAUGUGGAGACACACACAGAAGAAGAGCUGUAUGGCAACUCUGGUGGGGAGAUGGGAAACAGCAAUAACAGCAACACCAAAAACAUCAGCAGUAAUACAAAUGGUUAUGGGAGCAUGAACAGCAGCAAUAGUUUGAACAGUCUGUCCCACCUGGAGCCAAAGUCCAGUCAGAACCUGAAUGUGGAGAUGAUCCGACCCUACCGCUGUUCCAGCUGUGAGAAGUCCUACAAAGAUCCAGCCACUUUGCGCCAGCAUGAGAAAACCCACUGGCUGACACGGCCUUACCCCUGCAGCAUCUGUGGCAAGAAGUUCACACAGCGUGGUACCAUGACGCGCCACAUGCGGAGCCACCUGGGCCUUAAGCCUUUUGCCUGCGACUCCUGUGGCAUGCGCUUCACCCGCCAGUACCGCCUCACCGAGCACAUGCGCAUCCACUCUGGGGAGAAGCCCUAUGAAUGUCAGGUGUGCGGAGGAAAGUUUGCCCAGCAGCGCAACCUCAUCAGCCACAUGAAGAUGCACAGCAGUGGAGGGACUGCAGGGGGCCUGACCACAGAUGGGAAACUGAAGCUGGACUUUGCAGAGGGCAUCUAUCCUCUGAGUAAAUACACAGCAGAGCAUCUGGGGCUGAAGCAAGAGAAGGCCAAUGAGCUUCUCAUCCAGGCCCAGCAGCAGUUGGUAGCUGAUGCAAAGGCCAUGGAGAGCCUCUACCCACUGUCCAAACUGGCCUCGGAGCACCUGGGCCUCACCCACGACAAGAUGGAUGUCCUGGGCCAACCCCUGCCCCCUCCCCCACAGGCCCUCUCUGAAGGCCGCACCAUCGACCGCUACUCACCCAGCUAAGACCACAUGACCUGUGUAAAUGGCAAUCACCAAUAGAUCUGUGUGCACACACAACUUGCAGUAUUCUAAAGCCAUUCACCUCAACUCAAUAUCUCCUCUGCACCUCAGACUCAGGCCAAAAGGAAUUAGUCUGCUAAUGCACACCAAAAUGUGUAGACUUUAAGUGCCUUUCUAUGCAUCUAAUGUAUCUUAAAAUCCUCCUUCAUAAAGGAGCACUGUGCUAUUCCGUGACCAAGGGACACUCACUCGAAGAAGUACAGUAUUUAUGUACAGUGUAAGCAAACAAACAUUUUUUAAAAAUUCCAGCCAUUGAGCCAAAGCAAGAAAUUGAAAACCAAAAUGAAAUUGUUUUAUUUAUUUUUGUAUUAUGAUGAAAUCCAAAAAGAAACUGUUGCAAGGAAACGUUGCAAUCAGACCCUAAACCUGUGUACUAUAAAGUAUCAUCUGUGUACAAAAAAAGAAAAAAAGCACAUAAGGACAAGAUUCAGGGUUUGUGUCCAGACCUGAGCGGAACUUUUACCAAAUGAAUAAGCCAACUCUUCUGGACUUUAAAGUAAUGGGAGGAUUAUUUUUCUUUUUUUUUUUCUUUUUUAAAAUUUUCUGUUUUUGGGGUACUGGACAAUUUAUGUAUCUCACUCUCCAGCUUCUCCCCAUCAUGUUCCUGCUUCCCAAGUCGCAAGGAAAUGACUGAACGAUAAGAACAAUUGCCUCAGCAUUUCGGUAAAGUCUUCUCUGCUUUAUUUUCUCCACAUUUUUAAGCAACCCACUCCCCCGCAUAUUUGUGCAGACAGAACCUCAUGCUAUUUGACAGUAAUGGUAGCUUAAUCAGUUUCACACUCAGUGUGUAACCCUUCUUGAGCUAAAACUUCCAUUGCAUUUUAACUAACAUCCUUUAGCUUUCAGUUGUUAUUGAGGAACAGCAAGCACAGCCCUGUGAUCUCAUAACUGGGACAUGAUUGCACAUACCCAACUGAUGACACACUAAUCCCUGUUCAUGAUGCAUGUAGCUUCAUGGUGUAGACGAAGCAUGGGUGUUGCCUCUGACAUUGUGUAAUAUUUACAAUAUGAAUGCAGCCGAGCAGAGAGGCAGGGACCAGGUCAGAAUCGAUUACACAGAAAUCUGUCAUUUACUGUCAGGAGCAGUUACUCCUUUCACUUGAUGAUUAAUUGUAGAGCGGCAGUAGUCAUAUGCCACAUUGGACGCUGCUCUGUCCCCUGUCCGACCUCUCAUUUGACCUCCCUCCCUAGUAGUGUCAUGUCUGGGAGCCUUGCUACUGUUGACAGGCCAAAGUGAGGGCUGUACUCAACCCUUUGCCUUAAAAGCGCUCCACUGCACCGCACACACACAUAUACGCUCCCCCCCCUUCCACACACACAUAGCGAGCUGCUAAUCUGUCAGUGAUAUGAACAUAAGAAGGGGUUUGUGGGUCUUCCCUGGAAGCCAGCGGGUGAACAGCACGCCCCAGCUGCUGUGCUCCAGUAAUCCCUGUGAAAUCUCACUUUCUCCUGGACAAUUCGCACUGCUCGCCGGCAUGAUGUCCCAUUUCAUGCCUGCCAUCUUACCCCUCUGAUCCACUUAUUAACGUCAUAUCCGAGCCCAGUAACCCUUCCCUGUUGGUAUCAAACUCGGAAACAAAGAAUGACAUAUUUCUGUGUUGGCUGACCAGCAGUUCCUCCAGCCUGAAAACAAAAGAGCACUUAAAGGUUGUGGGUUGAAGGCACAUUUUUGUCUUGAAAUGUUUAUUCCAAAGAACAUGCUGGCCUUUUCUUUUUUUUCCUUUUUCCACUUUUACUGGUCCUUGAUUCAGAUUAGAAAAUGUCUGACCACUAUAGUGCCAAUGCCAACCUCAGUGGGUGAAUGUGAAGACUAAAGCCAUAAAUACACUGUGAUAGACGUAGUGAAUCUUAAAGGCUUAAAAAAAAAAAACAGAGACAAUGUGCCUGACUUUUGGGAUUGUUUUUUUAAAAUGUAACAAUAAUUUAAGGGCUUCAUUUCUGUAGCAUAUGAUCAUAUCAAACAAUGUUGUUUCCUGUCACUUACUUUUCUUUACUUCAUUUUGAUUUUAACUGAAAGCAGCGCACAUGAAACUGGUGCUUACCUCAGGACUGAACCCAGCAUGGGGACGCUAAGCUUUAGUAAACCUUUGAAUAUCAAUGUAAACACACACAUACACACACACACUUUUAAAUUUUUGUUUUUAACAGGGCAAUUGUCCUGUGUUAAACCUGUGGUUAUUUCUGUGUUUAUACAUUUCUUGUUACAGUUUUUUUUUUUGGUGGAGAGAUAACAUGUGAUAUUAACAAUUUUUUGUUUUGUUUUUAUUUCUACUAUGCGGUAUACAUUUUCUAUUGUGUUGUCCUCAAAGAGGCUUGUGUCGGUCUGACCAAUUCCAUUCUUAUAACAUAAGGCAAAGUCAUUUUGAUAGUAUCUUAACUGGCUGUUUGUGAAUUUCUGAACCACACUUUAGCAAGCAUGGUGGCAUUGGUCUUUGGUUUCAACUACCAUAAAGUCUAAGUGACACGUGUAAUGUUUUGAAAUGCCUCUGUUUGUGCACAAGACAUGAGGCAUUAUCAGUACUUCCCUAAACAGACAAGCAAUUGCUUUGCUGGGCGAGUAUGAAAUCUAGCCUCAUAUUGCUUGACCCCUUUUUUCCAAAGGUUAGCGAACUUUCGAACGAGAGUCAGACUGAGGCCGCACAUGCACACAAACACACAGGAAGCAAGCUUGUUUUGGACGAUGCCUCAAGUUUUGGGACUCUGUUGAUAAGCUCUUAAACAAAAACUGAAAAAACAUCUGAAAUGAAACAUUACGGGCAGUGAAAACUUGGUCCACAAGCGUGUGAAUACGUGUUAAAAAUGUAGGAACAGGCGGAUGUCGGUCGUGGGAAUUUCAGUCACACUCACCCGCUCUCAUUCACUAGUUUUAGUGAAAAUCUGUCCCCUUCAUUUCCCUGCCUUACACCAUUAAAAUAACACAAAGUGUUUCCACUGUCACUCCAAAUCUGUGCAGGAGGGAAGAGCAAGAUAAUGCCUGGACAUUUCUGUAGGAUGUGCACUGUUUGAAAUGUGCUUAAUUGCAUUAAUGUGUAUGACGGACAGAGAGGGAGGGCUGAGUAUCUAUAGAAGGGGAAGCGUUUGCUUGUCUGUUUGUGUGUCCCUAUGCUAUUCGUAUGAACGGCUGCUAAUGCAUGUCCUGGGAAUAUGGUUGGUGUGAAGGAGAAGAGCUGAGGAGCAGGAAGUGAACUUUUGGCUGGUGUGUUGUGUUGAGCAGGAUGUGCCGUGUGUUUCUGCUCAGAGGCAGAUAGAGAGACGGAGAAUGGGGAGGGAGAGGAGCAGGGAGAGCGCAGCAGGGUGGACGCGAGCCAUUGUCUCAGUAUGAAAGCCUGUUCAUACUUCUAAAACUCUCCAUUCAGAAAACAAGUAGACUGUAUCUUCUCUUUUCCUUCCCCUUUUUGCUCUUUGGGAAUAAACCUCUGCUCAGUAUCACGGUGAUACGACAUUGUGGGCUUUCAAGGGCUGCAUGGUGAGGAAGCCAUUCAGACAUUUUGUUACAUGGUGAGGAUGUUUUGGAUUACAGUUUUUGGCGUCCAUAUUUUGAACUUUUUUGAAAAUUGGGGCAGGGUUGGUCACCGGACCAAGAUAGGAAGGGCCUAGAAACUGUAAUGUAAAUCAUAAUUAUAAAAACUGGCAGUAUGUCCUUUGCUCAGUGGUUGACUCAAUUAGUAAAAUUUGAAAAGUCUUGUUUCAAUUUACUGGUGCAGCCACUCAACCCAUGGGGCUUUGUGCCAUAUGCCGUUGUUAAAGUUAUUUAUUUGACACACCAACCCAGAAGACCUCUCUUCACCACCAGAGUGGUUAAGAUGAAGAUGUUUUCAAAGUAAUAAAAUUAGGCAUUUAUAACAGUUUAUUGGUUACGUUAAUUAAUAUAAUGAAAACGAAUGAAUCCAUGAUGCAUAAAUGAAUAAAAAACACCAACUAUAAACUGCGGGUUGAUCUUUUUAUAUUUAUUUGUUGUUUUAUUUUUCAGGCCAUUUCAUUCCUCUCUAAAUGUUGUUAUGGCAACCAUCCCAGGCCCGUAACUUUUAUAACACUAACAGUAUAGAAGUAAAAACGGUCUGGAUGAGUUCCAGCAGCACCGUGUAGACCAAAAAAGGGUUUAGGUUUAAUGUUAAAAAAUGCAAAGCAUGCCUUUAAGCUUUAUACCAGCGGCAGCAGGCCGAGGUCACCUAUGUGACUCUGAAUAGUCCUGAUCUGCAAUCAUACCGCGGUUUGACAUUUAUUGUAUUUCACGAUGUGUGCCAAAAGGACUGAAGCACUUAGCAGACAUCGCAGAUGCUCAAAACAAAACUCAGCAACAAUCUUUGUAGUUUCCACGGGUUGCGUUGUCAAGCUAAGCUUCUGACCGACUUUUUCUUUGCCUUUUUUAUGAGUUAUUCUCUGUGUGGCUAAUCAUAAGAGCACAGUGGAGAAAUGCCACUAUUGUCCAGUGUACAUAUUAAUUUUUAUGAAGUCUCAUGUUUAAAUGUAAGCUAGAGCCAAAUAAUAUACAUAAUCAAGCCGUUGAAUCCAAAAACUGUUUAGUCAGCUAAUACAAAUGUGCCUGCAGUUCAGCGAGCGUUUUGCAAUAAAUUAAUCUGCGUGUGUGCAUGUGUGCGAGUGUGUGUGUGUGUGUGUAUAGUGCACCUGUCCAUCUACAUGUCUGAACUCCUUUCCCCCAGUGUAGCAGGGUGAAGUACAAGAGAGAGACUUGACACUUUCAAGAGUCUUUAUUACAAGCAGCUGCUUUAGAUUUAUUUCCCCGAACUGCACUUUUCUGGAAAAAUCAUUGUAUUGUGAUUUUUUAUUACUCUUACGAUCCCCUAGAAGUCCCACAAUUGCCUUUCGUCUCUGGCACUUUGCUUCCUCCAUUUCCCUCCUCUUCCUCCCUCCAGUGCACAGUUUGGCCACACUCGUUCACCGCCCUCGUUACCUCAAAGCACAGCUUCCCUCCUCACCUCUCUCUGUCCCUUCACUCCUCUUACACUCAACACAAACCGCUGACCCACAGCGCCCGCUGCCUCCCUCCCUCCUCUCUCAUGAUCCACUUACUUCCAGCUGUUUUUCAUGCUGAAGAAGACAGUUGUCUAAAUGUUUACGUGAAGAGCUACUUUCUUUUUCUUUAAGCCCUGAUCAAUUUCCAAAGUGAACUUUGUGGCAUGUGUUAAAAUACAGCAGAUGAUGGGCCAAAUAAAAAAGUCUGACAUCGUUAUUGUAUUCUGAUCCUCCAGCCAAGAAAUGGCUUACAAAGGGAGAUUAAAGACAGCAUAUCGUUGUAGAGGAAAUGUAGAAUAAUGUGAGGGGAAAUGUUCAAGGGAAAAUAUGCUCAGAAAGAUGCCAGUAAAGUAAACAUGUAUGAAAUUGCACAAUUGAGCCGGGCCUCGGCUGCACCAGCCAAGUCAUGCGCUGAGAUGGAGAGAACAAGUAAAGGGAGAAGAGUUGAGAGGAAAAAAAACAGAAACAGAGAGAAAAAAAUAGCUUGUGCUUGACAGUCAUAACCUUCAGUAAAUAACAAAGGAAAGCUGGUUGCUUUGUGUAUCUGCUCUCCGACUUUUUCCCACUUUGUCCUGUGAGCCUACUCUAUUUCAUUCCCCUCUUAUAGAAAAUUAUCUUAAGAGGAAAUGAAUAUUUUUGUCUCUCAUUGUUGAUUGCUACAGGUCAUUGCCGAUGUUAGUGUCAAUGUGCCCUCAGAGAUGUCAUCCUUCAUGCAGACUGAACAUUUAUGACCCACAGUAGGCUCUUUGUAGUUGAAUGGUAAAGGGGGUUCUGGCUGCCCAUGUCUUCCUGCAUCUGCUAGCUUGGAUCACUGUUUCUUUGUCUACCUUGAAAACACAAGACAGACUAAGUGGAAUUUGGUUCGUUUACAGUGUACAACUUCUGCUCCAGAAGUUUAAAUUAAAAGAAAAACAAAGCAGCAAGGACAAAACAAGCGGGAAUUUGGAAGAGUUAAAGUUGGUCAGGGAGAGGUUCUGAUUGUAUAUCGCACACACACACACACACACACACACACACACACACACACACACACACACACACACACACACAGACACACACACAGACACAAAUACAGACACACACACAGCUGGAUGGCAGACUCCUUCUCCAGAUUAGGUCAGAUUUAAUUAGGUUGCCCUGCUCCGUUUGGAGUGUCGCUUCUUGUAGAAAAAGCCAUUAUUAAAGAAAAAGUGAUUGUACUGACGGCCUCCACCCAACACACAUUGAAACCUGUGCCAAAAUGUUACAGAGCCUCAGGGUCCUCACACACAUGUGCACAUAUCGUCUAUUUUGGUUUUGGAAAAAGGUUACAUGUAGAAAUGAUGGAUUAUGAUCUAAUGAAGAUCACUGUGACGUUUCGAGGUGGUUGUACCCGACUGGUUGUGGUUCAGGGAUAAGAAAGUUCAGCAGACUGCCACGCAGACAGCAGUAGCUGCGAAUGGAUGAAAAAAAUAUGACAGAAUACAUACAUCACAAAUUUACAAUGGAAAUUUGAUUUUUUCAGUGGAAAACAGGAUCUCAUUUCAGCAGGCAUGAAGCAGUCGUCCAUGAAACAUCAAUAAUGUCCAGUGUUUCCUUUUGCAGUUUUACAAGGUCUCUCAUGAAAAAACAGAGAGCAAUUAAAAGCAAUACAUUAAACCAAACAGUAUUUUUUUUCGCAUUUCUGCAUUUCAAUGUCAAUAUUGAUCUUACUUUGCUUUAGUGAAAUGAAUGUAUUUAUUGCAUGUCAAAAAUGUUUUAUAGUUAAUUUUUUUUUGUGUAAAUUUCAAUUGUGGGUUUUUAUAAUUUCAUUUAAUUAUAAUGUCUUGAUAAAAUCAUGUUGAUAAGGCUUUUAUUUUUUUUAAAAGCCAAUGUGAAAAAUGUCAUGUUUUUUGUUUGUUACUAUACUCAAAAUCAACUUGGCAAUAAAGUGAAUUGCAUAAUGGA
Messenger RNA from Thunnus maccoyii (southern bluefin tuna), 9451 nucleotides. RefSeq names its product hypermethylated in cancer 1 (gene hic1). The record is from RefSeq and is a predicted model, not a curated record. NCBI's taxonomy places the organism in Eukaryota, Metazoa, Chordata, Actinopteri, Scombriformes, Scombridae. The transcript is spliced from 2 exons. Gene Ontology annotation, molecular function: DNA-binding transcription factor activity, RNA polymerase II-specific; protein binding; RNA polymerase II cis-regulatory region sequence-specific DNA binding. The coding region runs from base 215 to 2494 and encodes 759 amino acids. Gene Ontology annotation, cellular component: nucleus. Gene Ontology annotation, biological process: regulation of transcription by RNA polymerase II.